AUGUAGCGACCAUGCAGAAGAUUUGAGAAAUCCCCCAUGCGUUUUGCUUGCUUUUAUGAUUGUUCUUAUUUUUCUUUAAAUAUAUGUGCUAUUGUAUGCCUUUACUAUAAAAUAAUGUUCUCAAUAAAUUUAAAGCACAGUCUCUAUUUUGUAUAAGUAUAAACAUUAACAUUGAAACUUAUCGAUUUUUAUACUGUUCACUUACUGGAAAAUUUACCAUGUACAGAGAGAGCAUAGGAUGCAUGAAAUUGGAGGAACUUUAUGAGAGCAAUAAAAUAAUAAUCAGGUACUUUUGAGCCAUCUCAGGAAAUGAUGUUGAAACUACAUGCCUUAGAAAAACAAGCUACAGAAGGUCCUUGCUAUAUACCUAAACCUUACAUAUGGAAUACUAGUGCAAGAGCAAAAUGGAAUACUUGGUAUAAUUUAGGAGACAUGUCUCAAGAAACCGCUAUGAAAAAUUACAUUGAUGAAUUAACUAAGGUAAUUGAAACAAUGUCUUACAAUGAAAAAAUAGCCAAAUUUGUGUCUUUAAUGGGGCCAUUCUUUGAAGAAGUUAUUCCUUCUACUGAAGAAAAAGGGAAAUGGUCAGAAAAUUCAAUUUCUUCCACUGUUUUAGAAAAUUAUAAUCCACCUACUAUUUCAGAAUUAUAUCAUAUGUCCAAAAUUGGGAAAGAUGAUAGGUAUUCACAUUCUGAAUCUAAUAGAUUUGACUUACCCCAAAAUUUUGAGUUCCUAGACAGUCAUCCAGAGAAUUCAUCUGAUUCAUUAUCUACAACAUCUAGUGAAAUAUCAAAUUUCGACAUCUUAUCUGAUCUUUCUGAUUACGAAUCUCCUGAAACUACUGAAAGAACUGCUUUCAACAGGCUUAAAAAUCCAAAAGUUGCUCGAGAUUGUGCUGUUUUUAAUGACAAAUAUUUCCUAAUGUUAGCUCUUAUGAAUUUGCAAAAGUCUAUGGAAGGCAUUUUGAAGAAGCUUGAUAAUUUGAACAUUUUAGCUGAAUCUACUAAUCUAGAAAAUUUAGAAACAAUAAAUAAUCGUUUAGAUUAUGGUGAAUGGAGUUUGAAUUCAGCUGGAACAGUUUUUGCUCUUGUAUGGCCUUUUGUUGUAGAUUUAUGUUUUCAUGUCCUAAGGAAUAAAUAAAGGCAUCUAUUUACAUCCAUUUCAUUUUUAUCAGUACACUGUUAUUAUGUAAAUAAUAAUUUAUUUAUUUUAAUUUGUAUAUAAUAAAGCUAACAU
Argiope bruennichi is the source of this 1236-nucleotide messenger RNA. Its product is annotated as acyl-CoA-binding domain-containing protein 5-like. Bases 310 to 1140 code for a protein of 276 amino acids. Lineage: Eukaryota; Metazoa; Arthropoda; Arachnida; Araneae; Araneidae. Gene Ontology annotation, molecular function: fatty-acyl-CoA binding. The transcript has 9 exons. The record is from RefSeq and is a predicted model, not a curated record. Gene Ontology annotation, biological process: fatty acid metabolic process.